GGGUAUGGAUACAAACCCAUCAAACUCUACCCAUAUCCAUCUAUUUGGAUUUCAUACCCAACCCAAUUGGGUUGGAUAGUAAGAAACCCAUGGGUAUGGGCAAAGUUGCCAUCCCUACACCAAAGGCGAUGAAUUCCUGACCGGGAAACAAAAACCAGCAAUAUCCAAAUCAUGUCGAUGGAAUGCGUCGGCCAGUUUUUUCUGAUGACAGGGGGAAAACACCAGCAAUAUCCAAAUCAUUACAACUUUGUACUUUCUAACUCUUCAAUCUCUAUAAGUCAAUCGUCAUGAACACUUCCCAUUAUAACGAUUCUUAUCCUUCUCGACGGCAAACACACUGAUUGGUCCACUCUUACUCCUUCGUGGCAGCUACAUGACAUUUUGCAUUAGUGCACAUUAAUUCAAACGACCAUUCCUUGAUGCAGUUUAUGGUUUGGGGUAAUAUCACUUCUGUAACACCCCGACAUUUGGGUCUAGGUUCGACCAAACGAUUCGGUUGACGAUUACGUAUGAAGGAUUCAACCGUAGAUUAGAGAUAAUAAUAAUUACUAUUAUUGUUAUUAUUAUUAUUAUCAUCAUCAAAAUCAAUUAAUCAUCACCUGCUCGUAUCCCCACGUUGCCUACAAUUAAAAACCCUACCUUUAUAACGUUUGCUUUCCCUUCACUAUAAAUAUUAAAUUGUAUCCCACCCACCUGUAACAUUCUUAAUAUUAGUUUAUCAUCCCUACCGUAAAUUAGGGGAUUGCUAUUCGUCGCCCUAAAAAAUGUUAUUCGUCGCCCUAACGCUUAAUCAAUUUACCCUAAUGUCCCUAGUUUAUUUUUUUUCUUACAAACACAAACCUUCAACAACAUGCAGACUGCCGGAAACAGAGUAUCAACGGUUGUGGGAGUGGCAGUAGCGGCAGCUGAAAUCCUGUUGGUGGGUGGCUGAGAGUAGAAGCGACGGAUGAGGGUAGUGGGAUCGGCGGGGAGCAAAUUUAUUUUGAUACUUGUUUCAUAAUAAAUUAAAAACAAAAAACUCAAAUCCCAUAACUGCAAAAGAAGAAUGAUAUGCACAGCUGAGCAAUUUUAUGUUUCCCGCAAGGAAAGAAGACAAACGCACACCAUUCCGAACUUCUCUGCACGAAACCAGCAUAGCAACUGUUGCUUCUCCGUCGCUCUCACCACUUUCUCCCUCUGUCGCCAUCGCCGGUCAUCUUGCUUGAUUAUGCUCUCCUCCGUGUUCGUUCAUUCUACAAGAACCGCCCGCCGCGUUUUGAUCGACUUCCUCGGAAUCGGAGGCAAAGAGGAAGCAGUUCCAUGGCUCUGUGUAGGCGGUUGUUUAGGAUUUAGGUUAGAAAUGGAGAUUAAGGGUAAAUGUGUCAAUUUAGUGUGAUUUAGGGCGAUAAAAUUUAAAUUUUAGGGCGACAAAUAGCAAUUCAGGUAAAUUAACCCUAGGAAGCAGAGAUAGCGGAAUCAAAUAAAGGUAGGAAAAAAAAAAGAAAAAAAAAAGAAAUAGGAACACCAAUACCCACGAGGGAAACCGAAUAGCAGGAGCCGCCAUCAAGUUGUUCUCCUGUUCCAUCGUACGCCAUCGUCGUCACUCCAAUCGCAAGACCACGCCUCCAACACCAAUCGUUAAACUCCCCUCUUCGCACUCUGGUAAGGACCUCGAGCUCGAUCUCCCCUGAUCCGAAUCAGUCGUUGGAAACUAACUCAGGUCCGUGUUCGUGAACAAUGGUCAACGACAAGGUCUCGUCGGACGAAAAAUACGUCGGCGGCACCGGGUGGUUGACUUCAACCAAGCUUUCAUGGCUUGGCCUAGAACGUUAGGGAGGUAAGAAAUCCAUCUAUGGAGUCAGAAUCGUCAAUGAAAGUCUGUAGAUACCUCGUCAGAACUUCGCCGGAGCUUCGUCGGCGUGUCACCAAAAUCUGGAAAUUUUCGAAGUUCAAAGAAACUUCAAAAUGUGGAUACGGUUGCAUAGGGGGAGAUCUCAAGAGCGUCACAGUGUCAACGAAAUCGAAUUCGAACGUCGGAUGAGUGAGAACCGAGUAGUUUGGAAAAUAAUAUGUCAAAGUUCAGGUACCAUUCUCGUUAUUUCGAAAAGAUAUGGGAUUGAUUUCAUAAUUUUCCAGAAGGGUCAGGGUCAAUGGUGUUGACUUUGAAAAUUACGGAUUAGGUACCUAGUGUUUUGGAAUAUGACAUAAUUCGUAUUUUGGUCAUAUCUUGUUCGUUUGAUGUCCAAACAAGGAACUGUCGGCGUCAACAUGAUCGUGGAGGCGAGGAGAAUUUAAUGGAAGCGAUUCAUGGAAUUUUGGAGCAGAAACAGAGGCAGUUUAGACGAUUUUGAGGUGAGUGUAAAGGUGGUAAAAUCUUUGUCGUAGGUCUUUUAGUUUUCGCUUUUCGUUCAAGUUAUUAUUUAGUUAAUUUUUCAAGUAUGCGCGAUAUGUGUGUGAGGCAUCCCACCGCCUGUAAGGGUGGAGGCACGCAUUGUGCUUUGUAUGGAUGUAUGUGAUGUUGUAGGGUUGAUGGUAUGAGGAACCCCCAGGCGGUUGGGUCACUACUGGACGAUGAGACGUAAAGCAGUAGUUGACGGGCAUGGAUUGGACGGCGAGACGUAACGCAGUGCCAUUGCCGAGUUUGGGUAUGCAACUGGACGACGAGACGUAACGCGGUUGGCAUACUAGGGUAGGACACUGGACGGUGAGACGUAACGCGGUGGUCCUAGUGUUUUGUGUUUGAGUUAAGGAUAGAAGUCGAGAACUUCUAUGAGUUAAGGUUGAAAUAAGUUGUUAAGGAAUAAAGUAAUAAGGAUAGAAGUAAAUAACUUCUAUGAGAUAAGAUAGGAGUAGAGAUAUCUUAUAGGCUGUUUGAUAACAAAGUAUAAAGGAUGAAAGCGAGAACGACUUUUCCAAGUCAAGAACCCAAAUAACGUGUUUUAGUAAGGAUGAUUAUUUAAAGAGCAGAAAGCGAGAAUGGAUUUCGUGCUAGGAAGGAGACUCUAAUAACGUGUUAGCAAGGAGUUUGCUUAGGGCAAAGACCUUAGGAAGUAACGACGAGACUGACCCCUUCUCACUCACCAGGUUGAGGAUAGUCUAGCAGAAGUGGAUCACGAGAAGGAGCAGGGCGAGGCGAGCAGCAGUACCAGCGUCGUCGAGAUAUCGGAAAGCUCGUGAGGAGUCAAGUUAGAUUAGUUAAUUUUUCUGUUUCAUGGUUAUUAGUAUAAACUGGAGAUUCUGUGUUAAGUCGUUUUAAGUGUUUGAGAUUGAGAAUUUUGCCCAAGUGUUGGGGCUUUUCGUUAAAAAUUCUUAAAAGAUGUCAGUUUGUUUAUUUUAAAAUGUGGUUGGGUUGCUCCGGAGUAACCGGUUUUUGGUUUGAGUUAUGGUUGGUUUUUGAAAAGAGACGGGACGUGUCAACUUCAGUCGUAAUAUAAAUUUACAUGAAAUGAAAGGAAUGAUCAUAAUAAUAGCCUUGUAAAAUUUAGAGUACCAAUGGCGAUUCCUCUCUUCUUCUCAGUGACUUCGUCAAUAAAACAAGAUUGAUGACUAUCUCUACCAAUGCAUUCUUUAUGAUCAUAGUACGACCUUUUGUAUAAAACAUUCCUGCCUUACCCAUUUUCGCAUCGCAACUCCAAGAGCUAACUUGAGGGAACUCUCCUCUUAGUAAACAACUUAUAUCAACAUCAGGCAUGAAUACAAAAAUUGCUUUGGUUGAGAUACUCUGAAGAAGGUAAACCGUUUCUCAGGCAUUGUCAACUCCCAAUCAAAUUGACGUAGGUCAUUGCUCUCUUGUCAUCUAAAUUAAAGAGGAAGCUCGAGUUAGCCUCUUUUAUAGCUUAACUUGACAAUUUCUUAGAGGAUAUACAAUCACGAUUCAAAAUUCUAGAACAACCACAAUUUUGUAGAUGUGCAUGUGCAAAUUAAGAAAAAUAUAAGGAUUAA
Molecule: messenger RNA, 3921 nt
Organism: Linum trigynum
Lineage: Eukaryota; Viridiplantae; Streptophyta; Magnoliopsida; Malpighiales; Linaceae
Source: the annotation of a GenBank genome assembly